Trichomycterus rosablanca is the source of this 2484-nucleotide messenger RNA. It is a transcript of the gene lss, whose product is annotated as lanosterol synthase (2,3-oxidosqualene-lanosterol cyclase). Gene Ontology annotation, biological process: cholesterol biosynthetic process; triterpenoid biosynthetic process. Bases 53 to 2263 code for a protein of 736 amino acids. The record is from RefSeq and is a predicted model, not a curated record. Gene Ontology annotation, cellular component: lipid droplet. Lineage: Eukaryota; Metazoa; Chordata; Actinopteri; Siluriformes; Trichomycteridae. The transcript is spliced from 22 exons. Gene Ontology annotation, molecular function: lanosterol synthase activity.
GAGUUGAUGUAGUUGUUUCUUUCAGGUAGAGUUUUAAUCCUGGAGUUCAGACAUGACUGAAGGAACGUGUGUGCGGAGGAGAGGGGGUCCGUAUAAGACUGAAGCGGUGACAGACCUGACCCGCUGGAGACUCAGUAAUGUAGAGGGCAGGCAGUCAUGGAGGUACCUGACAGAUGAAGAUUCACAUGAGAGGAAGCUGAACAUGCUAGAAGCUCACUCUCUGGGACUGGAGACGAGUGAGUUCGCUCCUGCCUCCGCUGCUGCUCAGUCCACAGUUGAGGCCGUUCUGAAGGGAAUGGAGUUUUAUGUUCGUCUCCAGGCCGAAGACGGUCACUGGGCGGGGGACUAUGGUGGACCACUUUUCCUGCUGCCAGGUCUUCUUAUAACCUGCCAUAUUGCACAAAUCUCUCUGCCAGAGGCCUGGAAGAAGGAGAUGGUAAGGUACUUGCGUUCUGUGCAGCUGCCGGAUGGAGGCUGGGGUCUGCAUAUUGAAGAUAAGUCGACUGUAUUUGGCACAGCGCUCAGUUACGUCACGCUGAGGAUCCUGGGAGUUGAUCCUGAUGAUUCAGAUCUGGUCCGGGCAAGAAACAACUUACACAGCAAAGGAGGUGCAGCAGGUAUACCAUCCUGGGGGAAGUUCUGGCUGGCCAUUCUGAACGUGUAUAGCUGGGAGGGGAUGAACACUCUUGUUCCAGAGAUGUGGCUCUUUCCGACCUGGAUGCCAGCACAUCCGUCCACCCUGUGGUGCCACUGCAGGCAGGUCUACCUUCCAAUGAGCUACUGCUACGCUGUUAGACUGUCUGCACUGGAGGAUUCACUGGUGCUCAGCCUGAGACAGGAACUGUAUGUGCAGGAUUAUUCCACCAUUAACUGGCCGGCUCAAAGAAAUAACGUCGCUCCCUCGGACAUGUACACCCCCCACAGCAGUCUGCUCGAUACGGCCUACUACAUUUUAAAUCUGUAUGAGACUCACCACAGUACUGCACUGAGAGAGAAAGCCAUCCAAGAACUUUAUGAUCACAUCAAAGCAGACGAUCGCUUCACAAAGUGCAUCAGUAUCGGCCCGAUCUCGAAAACCAUUAAUAUGUUGGUGCGCUGGCAUGUUGAUGGACCAACAUCUGCAGUCUUCCAGGAGCAUGUGGCGAGCAUCUCUGAUUACCUCUGGUUAGGUCUUGAUGGCAUGAAGAUGCAGGGCACUAAUGGAUCUCAGCUAUGGGACACUGCCUUCGCAGUACAAGCAUUUCUUGAGGCAGAUGCCCACAAUGAACCCAGAUUUAAGCAGUGCUUGCUAAAGGCGCACCAGUUUCUUAAUCUAACUCAGGUUAAAGAGAAUCCUCCUGAUUAUGAGAAGUACUACAGACAAAUGAACAAGGGAGGAUUUCCGUUCAGCACGAGGGACUGUGGCUGGAUCGUAGCUGACUGCACAGCAGAAGGCCUGAAGUCGGUGAUGUUGCUGCAGGAGCAGUGCAGCUUCAUCACAGAUCACAUCCCCUCACAAAGACUCUUCGAUGCGGUCAAUGUGCUUUUGAGCAUGAGAAACAGUGAUGGUGGCUUUGCGACGUAUGAGACCAAACGUGGAGGAAAACUGCUAGAGCUGCUCAACCCAUCAGAAGUGUUCGGUGAUAUUAUGAUUGACUACACGUAUGUGGAGUGCACGUCAGCUGUGAUGCAGGCUCUGCAGCACUUCCAUCAGGUUUAUCCUUCACAUCGAGCUCAGGAGAUCAGGAAAACACUUCAGCAGGGGCUUGAUUACUGCAGACGGACACAAAGACCUGAUGGCUCAUGGGAAGGGUCAUGGGGGGUCUGCUUUACUUAUGGAGUGUGGUUUGGACUGGAAGCGUUUGCCUGCAUGGGUCAUAUCUUUCAGGAUGGCAGUGACAAGCUGGUGUGUUCUGAGGUGAAGCGAGCCUGUACGUUUCUGCUCUCUAAGCAGAUGGAGGAUGGAGGCUGGGGUGAAGAUUUUGAAUCGUGUGAGCAGCGGUGCUACGUACAGAGCAAAAACUCCCAGAUACACAACACAUGCUGGGCUCUCCUGGGUCUAAUGGCUGUCAGGUACCCUGAUCGAGCGGUCAUCGAGCGUGGCAUACAGGUUUUAAUUGACAAGCAGCUUCCCAAUGGCGACUGGCCACAAGAGAACAUCUCCGGGGUCUUUAACAAGAGCUGUGCCAUUAGUUACACUUCCUAUAGGAACGUGUUUCCGGUUUGGACGCUUGGCCGUUUCUCGCGCCUCUACCCGUCCAGCUCUCUAGCUAGGAAACUGUGAGGCAGUAAUAUUUAUAUUAAUAUUAAUAUCUAACAGCCUGUCUGUCUCAUUACAUGAAAUUAGGACUGACCUGUCUGUUUGGGUUUGUCAUGAUUGUAGUGAUUGAUUUAUUUGGACUGUUUAGUAAAUAUGUUCAAUUAAACUGUAAUUUUUAAUAAAUAAUUAUUAUUUUUCUAUAUUUACAAUGUACAAUAAACAGUGUUACGCUACAUUUACAUUUA